Messenger RNA from Lodderomyces theae, 321 nucleotides. RefSeq lists its product as uncharacterized. The transcript is spliced from 2 exons. The coding region runs from base 1 to 321 and encodes 106 amino acids. NCBI's taxonomy places the organism in Eukaryota, Fungi, Ascomycota, Pichiomycetes, Serinales, Debaryomycetaceae. The record is from RefSeq and is a predicted model, not a curated record.
AUGUCAAAGGAUACACCAAAACUCGUCGAGCAUGCAUUGACCACCCUAUCUAAGGUGGCUGAAUCCGACACCAACGUAUCUACGAUUGACUUGAAUCUACUCGAGAAUUUAAACACUAAUCAAUCUUUAAACUACAUUAAAUUGGAGAAAAAUUUGAACGAACUUGAAGGAAAUGGUAAACAUUUGCAAUUAUUGAAGAAGGAAUUUGAUCACCAUGCGGAGCUAUUAGUGGAUAUAGAGAGGAAAAUCACAAAACUUGAAGCAGUCGUAAACGAGCUUGACAGUUGGUCCAAGGAGCUUAAAACAGAUUUGAAGAGAUAA